Synchiropus splendidus (mandarinfish) is the source of this 1951-nucleotide messenger RNA. It is a transcript of the gene mettl3, whose product is annotated as methyltransferase like 3. Gene Ontology annotation, molecular function: mRNA m(6)A methyltransferase activity; mRNA (2'-O-methyladenosine-N6-)-methyltransferase activity. The transcript has 11 exons. Gene Ontology annotation, cellular component: RNA N6-methyladenosine methyltransferase complex; nucleus. Bases 114 to 1889 code for a protein of 591 amino acids. The record is from RefSeq and is a predicted model, not a curated record. Lineage: Eukaryota; Metazoa; Chordata; Actinopteri; Syngnathiformes; Callionymidae.
UUUCGCGGUGUACCUCACAUUGUGCACUCGCUCUUGGGCGGGUAGCGCUUUGUUUAUGUUUUUAAGAUAAUAUCCGAUUUCGACGUUUAUUCAAUCAUCUGUUCAAAUUUGACAUGUCGGACACAUGGAGCAACAUUCAGGCGCACAAGAAGCAGCUGGACUCGCUGCGCGAAAGACUCCAGCGGCGGCGGAAGGAUCCAACUGUGCUGGCAGCGGAUGUUGGAGGAGCAGAUGCCAUUACUGCCAGGAGCGACAGUCCAACUCCGUCAGCACCAAGCCCCGCUCAGGACCAGACAGAACAAAUUCCCGACCCAGAGUUAGAGAAGAGGCUUUUGGGAUAUCUGUCCGAUCUGAGUCUGUCACUGCCAACUGACUCUCUAGCCAUCACAAAUGAUCUAAAAACCUCUGAGGCCGCUGUUGGUCAUGGCUGCAUCAGGAGUCUUCUGAUGAAGUUCUCAGCUCAGGAACUCAUAGAGAUACGACAGCCUGCUUCUUUGUCUUCAUCUACUGCAACAACUACACCCGCCGCCUCAACAGUUGUUGUUGCAGUGGACCACACCAAGCUUUGGGCCAUGAUUGGAUCAGCGUCUGGAGCCCAGCGGACAGGCAUCAAGAGAAAAGCGGAGGACCAAAUUCAUAGUAAAAGGACAGCAGGUUUCUCGCCUUCCUUACAGAGCUCUGCUUCUCCACCGCACUCCUCUUCUAUAUCUGCCCCGCCACCCUCAUCCUUGCAACUGGCUGUACCAUCAGCAUCAGGGAGCAGCGCCGAUAAGAAAGGCCGGAGCAGCAAAAGUCAGUGUUCACACUUGGACUUAGAGAUUGAGAGCCUCCUUAGCCAACAGUCCACCAAAGAGCAGCAGAGUAAGAAGGUCAGCAGAGAAAUCCUGGAGUUGCUCAACACCAGCACUGCAAAGGAGCAAUCUAUUGUGGAAAAGUUCCGGUCUCGUGGCCGAGCACAGGUCCAAGAGUUUUGUGACCAUGGGACAAAAGAAGAGUGUGUACGUUCAGGGGAUACACCUCAGCCGUGCACCAAGCUGCACUUUCGCCGCAUCAUCAACAAGCACACAGACGAAAGCCUGGGCGACUGCUCCUUCCUCAACACGUGCUUUCAUAUGGACACUUGUAAGUACGUCCAUUACGAAAUCGACAGCGUCCCAGAGGCCGAGGGGAGCCUGCUGGGGCCUCAGGCGGGGGCCACAGAGCUCGGUCUGCACUCCGGAGACGCUGACAGCAACGUGGGCAAAUUGUUCCCAUCGCAGUGGAUCUGCUGUGACAUCCGCUACCUGGACGUCUCCAUCCUGGGCAAGUUUGCUGUGGUGAUGGCUGAUCCUCCAUGGGAUAUCCACAUGGAGCUGCCUUACGGAACCCUGACUGACGACGAGAUGAGGAAACUGCACAUCCCCAUGCUGCAGGACGAUGGCUUCGUCUUCCUUUGGGUCACUGGCAGAGCCAUGGAGCUGGGUCGGGAGUGUCUCAGUCUUUGGGGCUACGAGCAUGUGGAUGAAAUCAUCUGGGUGAAGACCAACCAGCUUCAGAGAAUCAUCCGCACCGGCAGGACGGGCCACUGGCUCAACCAUGGGAAGGAGCACUGCCUGGUGGGCAUGAAAGGGAACCCUCAGGGAUUUAACCGGGGUUUGGACUGUGAUGUCAUUGUGGCUGAGGUGCGCUCCACCAGUCACAAGCCAGAUGAAAUCUACGGGAUGAUAGAGAGGCUCUCACCUGGGACACGCAAGAUAGAGCUGUUUGGUCGGCCACACAACGUGCAGCCCAACUGGGUCACUUUGGGAAAUCAGUUGGAUGGAAUUCACCUCCUGGACCCUGACGUCGUCGCCCGCUUUAAGAAGCGCUACCCUGAUGGUGUCAUCUCCAAACCCAAGAGCAUGCAGUGAUCCACCGUCAUCUUUUAGUUUUUUAACGCCAACAUUUUGAAAUAAACGCUUUAAUCGGCGUA